UCCUUUGACUGCUUCCCCCCUGUCAUGCAUAAAUGGCGUGGGAAAUGUCCUAUUGCUUCCUAUUGGGCAAUUCAACUGUGCUGAAAUAGUGGGAUUAUAACACCUAGUCCUAUUAAGCGAAUCUAAGCAAAUAGGUUUCUGAAAGAAGGCCAGUGUUGUGUGCGCGCGCACAGCGCCCUCUGUGGCCGCCCAAGGAAUAUCUUCCGCACAUUAGCGUUCGUUCCUGUUGGUCUUAUUUUUAGCUGGAUCUCCUCCAUGCUCCAGCUGCGGCCGGUGGAAGAGGAUGAAUCAGCUUCUGAGAGUCUGGAGCUGAAUCGAGCUGUGGCGGAUAAUGACCACUUCCUAUUGGCUGAGCUGUUGUCACAAGAACGUUACAGGAAGUGCAUCAAUCAUCAGAGCGGUUGGGGCAUCCCAGGUACCCCUUUACGCAUGGCUGCAUCCAAAGGUCACCUAAAGUGCCUGCAGGUGCUCCUGGCCCACGGGGCAGAGGUGGAUCGCCUGGAUGUGAAGGCCCAGACUCCUCUUUUCACCGCUGUGUGCGGGAGGUACCUGAGUUGUGUCCUUGCUUUGCUUCGUGCUGGUGCUAACCCUAAUGGAAGUCACUUGAACAACAGCUCACCUGUGCUCACCGCCGCCCGGGAGGGCGACCCAGAGAUCCUCCGCCAGCUGCUUCAGCACGGAGCAGAGGUCAACGCCAGAUCAAAGGUGACACUGUGGGCCUCAGGGGUUGCGGUGUGCAGUGGACCGCUCUACCUGUCAGCCAUAUAUGGACACCUGGACUGUUUUAAAAUGUUGCUGUUGUACGGGGCAGAGCCGAAUUAUAACAGCCCGGAGGAUAAAGUAAUCGGCAAAGCCACGCAGCAGAAGACGGUGCUGGAAUUGUGUUUGAGACACGGCUGUGGAGUCGAGUACAUUCAGCUGCUCAUUGACUUUGGGGCCAAUGUCUACCUGCCUACCCUCAUUAUAGAGAAGAGCACCAAACAGAAUGAAGCUGUCGAGCUGCUACUCAAAGAACGAGGGUGUCCAAAGUCUUUGGCGUCUCAGUGUAGGCUGGCCAUCCGUAGACAUCUGAAACACAUAAACAGGAUUCAGUUUAUAGACACUCUGGAUAUUCCACCCAGGCUUAUCUGCUAUCUUAAACACAAGCAUAUGAAUAGUCCAUUGGUUCAGUGACGGUGCAUACUCAACUGUGCCUAUAUCAAUGGACAGGUCAAUCAUUCACACUUCUAGAUGGAGAUAGACAGACUUUCAAGAAAAGUAACCAGACUCAUGAAGAGAUGCACAUACAACAGUACAGUUUGCUCAGUUUACAUCUGUGCAUUGUAUUAAACUGGAAUAACCUUUGUCAUUCAGAUCAGACAAAUUGUGUAUAGAACUUUACCAGAAGUGUUGUUAUAAUUUAAUGUUCAAGAACUAUGCAUUCUCAUACAGCCUGUACUUCCUUUUCAGUGUCUUCUGAGGAUGUUAUUUCUCAUUCUAAAUGAAUAGUUGUAAAGUGUUUUAAUUGGAUUAUUAGAUGGCCUAUUUCUGUGUGAUUUAUAGGGAGCUUUUAUUAUAUUAUGAGUGUUUUGUUAAAUGAUAAAAGCGUGAUGAAGAAUAACUUAAUUAUUAAUUAAUAUAAUAACUUUAUAUUAUUCUAUAUAAAAUAACUUAAUUAAUUAAAAUCUUAAUAUCAUAUAUAUAUAUAUAUAUAUAUAUAAUUGUUGUAUUGUGUUUGUUUAAUCUCUUGAUGUGCAUGCAGCAGUCGUCAUAUAACCAGCACAUUGCUGAAACAAGAAAUUACGUUUACACACAAAGUUUUACAAAAAGAAAAUGCAAAGCAACAUGUUUUCUUUAUACAUUAUAGCACAAUAACAUUUUUGCCAAUAUAAUCCUGCUGUGGACAACAUCUUUUUAUUUUAUACAAACUGCUGAACACUAGAAUUAUUAUCUAGUGAAGUGAAAGUGACCUAUUAGUCAGAUAUGGUGACCCAUACCCGAAAUGUGACCUCUGCUUUUAACCCAUCCAGAGAGUAGUGAACACACGCACACCCGGAUGGUUAAUAAUGGUUAUUGUACUCCAUAAAUAAAACGGUUCACAACUCAAAGUG
This is a messenger RNA of Triplophysa rosa, 2090 nucleotides long. It is a transcript of the gene asb12a, whose product is annotated as ankyrin repeat and SOCS box-containing 12a. Gene Ontology annotation, cellular component: cytoplasm; nucleus. The record is from RefSeq and is a predicted model, not a curated record. Lineage: Eukaryota; Metazoa; Chordata; Actinopteri; Cypriniformes; Nemacheilidae. Gene Ontology annotation, biological process: regulation of barbed-end actin filament capping; intracellular signal transduction. Gene Ontology annotation, molecular function: protein binding. The transcript has 4 exons. Bases 256 to 1173 code for a protein of 305 amino acids.